AUGCCUGCAUCUUCCUCACUCAGCAGAUCUUCACUCCGCAUCCCCCAGGAGCGAGGCUCAUUGCGCACAUUGAAAGAGGGCAAAAGCGAGUUCAUAGGUAGCUCAAGCGGCGUCUACUUUGUCAAUACCGUACGCCGCGCCUUUUCUGCUGCGAACUCACGCUCGGUGUCUGUACCACAAGACGCCACUCACCCUUCGCCGGAAGACUGCUUAUUACCCGGUGACGGGGAUGAUGACAAUGGCAGUGUGUGCCGCUCGAGUCGAGCUGGUGCCACCGCCGCCGCAUCGCAAGGCGCAAGCAAGCUUUCCUACGGACCAAGCAUCCCUCUUGAACUAGGCCGACCUCCUCCUGCUAAUCUUGCAAAACAACUGUUCAUGUCAUACUUUCAGACGUGGCAUCAAUUUCUUCCCUUUCUCCAUGGCCCAGCGUUACUUCAAGACAUCGAACUUCUCUAUGCCGACAUCGACAAGCGGCCGCUUCCUAACCCGAGACCCCACCCGCUGCCUCUUGCAAAGGUUAUCACCCUGCAGUGUCUUUUCAAUUUGGCUAACCUACAUUGUGAUGAUCUGCCAAUGGCCUCACGUAUCGACCAUCCUGUCGAUAUAUUGUCCUUACUCCCUGAUCUCGCCAUAAAAAGCGACAUUAUAUCAACACAAGCGCUACUUGCUGCACAGCUGUUACUAGUCGCCCGCUUGGCCCUACGGCCUGCUGCGGUUGUCGGCGGCCUUCUCUCUCGUUCUAUUUUCCUUGCCGGGCUUCAUCGCUGUCCGAAUAGAUAUCUCGAGCUAUCGACGGAGGAAUGCAAUAUCCGAAAGAGGGUCUUCUGGAGUGUCUAUGUCAUUGAUCGAUAUAUUUCCCAGGCACUGGGACAGCCACUAGGCAUUCAAGACUCCGAUAUAGACGUCUGUUCAUUGUCUGGCCCUGAACUUCAUGAUUCCCAUUGCCACACGUCGACCCACUCAAGUCUGCAUACCUCACAUCUAGAUUCCACUUGGCAUGCGUCCCGCGGAGAAAAUUCACCGAGCGAUACACCUUCUGUCAGACAGAACCAGGGUACUUCACCGUCACUAGAAGACGGUCGCUGCAAGACCAUGAAGACUGGCAGGCCUCAGUCAAGCUCGAACUCCGAAUGCCAAUCGCAAGAGCACCAUCGCCAUUCCAUCUUAGCAUCCUAUGUGGAUCACUCCCGGCUUUUAGGGAAUGCGCUAGAACUGUUUCAUAAGUCCUUGCAUGUCCGUUCCAUAAAACCUGAAUUUAUUAUCUCCUUGCGGACCGACGUCAGCGCCUGGUGGAAUGCGCUGCCAAUACACCUGCAAAAUGACAGCUCUUCUUCAGAAGCGCCAGCUACGAGCAAAAGCGGUGCGCCAGGGUCUCAUAACUGCAAGUUCGGUGUAGCUGCAUUUUUCAGCCUGCUGCACAACCAGCUUGUUCUCCUUAUCAACCGUCCGUGGUUAUCUCUUGAGCCAUCAUCGUCUGAGUUCCAGUCUGCCCUUCAGACUUGUAUAGGUGCGUCGCGUGAGAUUAUCACCAUUUUGGACAAGCAGCUCGAUUCCGGUAACCCAUUAUUUUGGCCCGGCUAUCUAUCUGCUGCUUGGAUGGCCGGGAUUAUUCUCGCCUUUGCCUGCCAUCUAUCUCUCUAUCCAGUGCAAAAGGGACAAAAGUAA
Molecule: messenger RNA, 1665 nt
Organism: Penicillium lagena
Lineage: Eukaryota; Fungi; Ascomycota; Eurotiomycetes; Eurotiales; Aspergillaceae
Product: fungal specific transcription factor domain-containing protein
Exons: 1
Coding region: 1-1665 (554 amino acids)
Biological process (GO): DNA-templated transcription
Molecular function (GO): DNA binding; zinc ion binding
Source: RefSeq, a predicted model, not a curated record